This is a messenger RNA of Stomoxys calcitrans (stable fly), 1693 nucleotides long. RefSeq names its product adenylyltransferase and sulfurtransferase MOCS3 (gene Uba4). Gene Ontology annotation, biological process: protein urmylation; tRNA wobble position uridine thiolation. Gene Ontology annotation, cellular component: cytosol; cytoplasm. Lineage: Eukaryota; Metazoa; Arthropoda; Insecta; Diptera; Muscidae. Bases 111 to 1448 code for a protein of 445 amino acids. The transcript has 2 exons. Gene Ontology annotation, molecular function: adenylyltransferase activity; thiosulfate-cyanide sulfurtransferase activity; URM1 activating enzyme activity. The record is from RefSeq and is a predicted model, not a curated record.
UUUGUGUAGACAAACAUCAGUUCUUUAUCAGAAAGCUGUGGCAACAAAGAAAGUAAAUAAAAGAUUUCAAUUCUUUGUUGUGGAAUCAACAAAAGUCCCAAAAGUGUAAAAUGGCUGCAGAAUCAAAGAUUAGUGAAGAAAUCACGCUAUUGCGCCGAGAAAUACAGCAACUGCGAAAGACCUGUGCUGCUAAAGAGAAACGUUUGUGUGAGCUGGUAACGCAUCAACAGCAGUCUAAAAAUGAGCCGAAUGAAAGCAGCAUUUUGAACAAUGAUGAUAUUGCCCGCUAUAGUCGACAAUUGAUUUUACCGAAUUUUGGAGUACAAGGCCAGAUCAAGUUGAAACAAUCUGCCUUUCUUAUAGUAGGCAUGGGUGGUCUUGGGUGUCCAGCUUCGCAAUAUUUACUUGCCGCCGGUUGUGGACGUUUGGGUUUGGUGGAUUACGAUGAGGUGGAGCGCAGUAAUUUCCAUCGCCAAACUCUACACACUGAAAUAAGCAUUGGAAUGCCAAAAGUAGAGUCAGCCAAACAAUCUUUGCUACAAAUAAAUCCCCAUUGCCACGUAGACUGCCAUUGUCUGUUGCUGAAUAGUGAGAAUGCUUUGGAAAUUCUUAGACAAUAUGAUGUUAUACUGGACUGUACGGACAAUGUGGCUACUCGUUAUCUGUUGAACGAUGCCUGUGUUAUGCUGAACAAACCUUUGAUAUCGGGCAGCGCCUUGCAAAUGGAUGGUCAAAUAACGGUAUACAACUAUGGAGAGAACUGUCCUUGUUAUCGAUGCCUAUUUCCUGUUCCUCCUCCUCCCGACACUGUAACAAAUUGUGGAGACGGUGGGGUAUUGGGAGCUGUUACCGGUGUAAUAGGAUCUCUUCAAGCUUUGGAGGCUAUUAAGGUUGCCCUCGGUGGCUUGGGAGGCGAGGUAAUGGCAGGACGUUUGCUAAUAUUUGAUGGUGGUCGCUGCCAAUUCCGCAAUAUACGCCUACGCUCAAAACGAGCCGAUUGUGAUGUAUGCUCUCCAAAUCCCAUGAUCACCCAUUUAAUAGAUUAUGAGCAAUUUUGUGGCAUGCAUGCUUCGGACAAAGACACGGCUUUAAAUAUUCUUACAACGGAACAACGCUUAACUGUGGAAGAGUACAAGCAUAUGUUGGACACCCAAAGUAAUCAUAUUCUGAUGGACGUAAGGCAGCCUGCUGAAUUUGAAAUUUGCCAUUUACCUAAAUCUGAAAAUGUGCCCCUGAAGACUAUUCUAAACGAUGAAUAUUUGAAACGUUUCGAAAAAGAGCUUCAAGAUGAAAAUAAGGGUAUUGUUGUUCUAUGUCGUCGGGGAAAUGACUCACAGAUUGCAGCACAACAUAUUAUUAAUAGAUUCCCUCAGCGCACUGUAUUCGACCUCAAAGGUGGUCUGCAUGCUUGGCAUUAUAAAAUCGAUAAGAAUUUUCCCAUCUAUUAGAGGUUAUUAUUUGAAAAAAAAUGCUUUGCUUUGCAUUUCAUGCUUUUAUAAUUUGUUUAAUUGUAUAAUGUGUAUGUAUGUAUGUGUGUUUGUAUGUAUGGACAAAUUGGAUGUUAUUAUUAUAUAAAAUAAUAAAUGUAAUGUAUUAUCCUAUAGCAUGGUGUCUCGAAAGAAGAUUUUUUACCAGAAACUGAACUGAAUGAAAACGUUGAGUAAAGGGUCAGAAGGACACUGAAUGCCCUGUA